Molecule: messenger RNA, 7102 nt
Organism: Varroa destructor (honeybee mite)
Lineage: Eukaryota; Metazoa; Arthropoda; Arachnida; Mesostigmata; Varroidae
Source: RefSeq, a predicted model, not a curated record
GUCGCCACCGCCGCCGCAGCCGUCGCCGCCAAAACUCUGGCGAAUCGGCGCCACUUCACUGGCGCGACGACCGGCUUCAGUGAAGCCUCCAACUCAGACCUCAGGUCUAUGGGGCACAACGAUCCGCAGAUCACCACACGACCUUUCGAUCAGAGUAGCUGUCCUUCGUAAUGACCGAGAACUUUCCCUGAAUUUGCUCCGUCUCUCUGCGCGCUAAUCGUCUUUUCUUCUUUUGAGUGUAUAUAUAUACAUAUACGUAUACGUAUACGUAUAUAUAUAUAUAUAUAUAUAUGUAUAUAUGUUUCCUGAGUAUUAGUAAUUAGUGUAAGAUAUAUUGACAUAGGACAUUGACCUCACACUGCGCUACGGUGUGUACACGACGUGACACAGUGACAAGUGCUGUUACGGCGACGACGACGACACCGCAGGCUCUCGUUUAGAUGUGGCGAUAGUGGUCAGAUGCAGAGCCUAAGGCAGAAAAAUGCUUCAAUUGGAUAGGACAAGAUAGUCCUGUAUUUAGCAGAAACAUACGUUGGUUUGCUGUUAAUGGGUCUUCUUGUAUUUGUCAGUAGCCACCAAGACGCUCCUACAUCGUGACACUUUCGGGGAUGUAAAAUCGUUUCGCAAAAGCUGACCGCUAUAAUUUGUGCUGAUUUUAUAUUCAUCGAUCACACAUAGGAAUUAACAUCGUGGCUCCUCUCUGGUUUCUAUGGGUUUCGAUCUUGGCCACCUUGAAGCCAAACCACUACACGGACAGCCAAGCAGAACCGCUAAAUUGACUGUACGGAAUAGCUAGUCUGUCCGCUAUAUCACAGCAACUGCUCCAAACUGUCGAUCUACUAAUAAUACUAAUGUUAUUAUGAUAAUUGUUUUCGCAGUGACGCUAGUGGUCACUAGCCGUUGUGACCGAUGAAUUUAUGGCGAUCGUCGGUUUCUUAAAAGCCCUCGUCGUCGACCCACAGUAGCUCGUCGCCAACCGGCGGGUGUUGGGCAUCAAAAGGAAUAUGAUCGCCCGGGACGGGAUCGCUGUCUGCUUCACCAGCAGCGGUGAGUAGCGGCGCCAGAAGCAGCACCGGCAACAGCUGCGCUGGCGAUCACUCUGAUGAAGCGUCUUCGUGAUCCACCAUUUAGUUAAUCGCGAUCAGCAGGUGUUAUUAUUGCUAUUGCUGCUGCUGUCGUUGUUGGAGUACAUUUUUAGUAGCAACAGCAGCGAAAGGGUGCGGGUGAGACCGAGAGAGAGAGAGCGAGCACGCCCGAAGCAGGGGCCGCGGGCGGGAAACCCAAAACGAGGCGAGACUUGGACGCAACUGCUAGGAAUAACGUUUCUCAACUCUCGCUGCACUUCCACGACACUGAGUGACUGACCGGCUGGAGGUAUGUGGACGAAUAAGCUCCCCCGUUACUGCCACUAGCGCCGCCGCCGCCGCCGCCCCCAACAGGGUCAAAUCACUCGACAGCACAGUAGACCCGUAGACAUCCACCAUGGACACCCGUCGGCGGCGACUCUAUAUAGCCCACUACGAGCACUAGCGAACAGACAACACUGUGACAAGAGUUCGACUAUAGGGUCCUCGACGCCUUUCGCCCACUUGUGGUCAUUUGUAGAUUUAGGAGCGUCUUCCUGUCCUCGACGUAUUCCUUUCUAUCCACACUCGGUCUCUUUCGCUGCGUUUUUCGUUACGAAAGAUUUCGCGUUGCUGCUUUUGAGAGCAGUGCUGCCGCCGCCGCCGUCGUCGCCGUUGCCGCCGCUGCUGCGACGAGCAAUAAUGUUGCUGUUGUUUCGCCUAUUAGCGCCCCCACAUCCACUUUGCUUUGAAAGGGGUGGGGAGAGGGCACUAGGUCGGGGUGUUGUUUUUCCGGUGUUACUGCCGCCGUUGGCGUAGUAGUAAGCGGCCCUUGCGGCUUGUCCUGCUUCGGUUCUUCCGUUGAGUGGGAGACAAUCUCGCUCGAUCAGCUCGCACAACUCCGUGCAAUAGCACUUCACUUCACACAACAACAAACACUUGUGUAUACACUAUGAUACGAUCUAGGACCAAUGCUGAGCGAAGAUAGGUAGGUAGGUAGGCACAUCACGUAGAUUUUCAACUCUUUACCGUUGCUGUUGCUGCUGCUGCUGAUGAUGAUGAUGAUGAUGCCACAACUCACUCCUGUUCAUCGUUGUCGUCGUCGUCGCUGUUCAGCGCCGCCGCAAAAGCAAACUCACCCCCGCUAGCAGUAGUCGCUACUGAGCGAACUAACGGCGACAGGCGGACGGAUGACACGCCGCAGCACCGUCGGAACAACAGCUCAACAACAGAGAGUCAACGCCGCGGUCUCACACAGUCUUCGACAAGAGCGGGCGGCUAGGCAACAUCAUCACUGGCAGCGGGUCGACAUAGCCAUCAGCAGCGGGUUGUGAUUGUUGUUAUCAUCGAGCAGUAGCGAGAGUAGUAGUCGUAGCACUGAUGGAAACAGCCGCGUAACUACGACGACGGCGAAUGUCUUGCGGCAGAUGGCGGGAAGGUAGCACAGCUAGAAGAACGCUGCUUCCGCUGCCGCUGCCUCAGCCAUUCCUUGUUGUUCCGAUCGCUGCCGCUGCAGCCUGGGGUCGCAAUAGUGGCGGUGGUGCUCGGCCAGCAACAACACAGACGAACUCAUCAUCAGCAGUAGCAAUAGCAGCAUCACGUUAGCAACAACAUUUGCAGCGCACGCACUCUUCGCUGUCGCUGCCAGCGCUCAAAUUACGCUACCACUUCAACUUCACCGCUAAUACAAAUAUAGACAAUUGUGGCUACGGGAAGAGAGCUAGAGUUGUUUUUAAUGUUCUUGUUGUUUGUUGUUGCUGUUGUUGGUGUUGUCGCUGUCGUUGUCGUCAGCAGUUUCGUUGUCCUUUUCUUCGUCGUCGUCGUCACUGGAAGUGUGGCGCCGGCAGCGGCGACAAGAAGCAAACAAAGGCGAGUUGAAUAGAAAAUAGCACUGCGACACGAACGAUCUCCUUGUCAGUCAGCCGUUGGAUGAACAAGCUCAGCGACGUUCAUUAGCAAGCGAUUACCGGCAGACGCACAGAUUUAUGCACAUAGACGUUACGUAUUCGUACACAGAAGUAUGGUUUCGACUCGAGGCUCCAACGUACGGCCCCCACUAUUACCGACGAAUCAAUAGACAAAAAUGAACUCACCGCCAAAGCGACGGCGGCAGCCAUCCACCAUCGAGGCAGCGAGCACCCACAACAGCAGCAACACCAGGACACAACGACCAUCAACCAACACCGCCACCUACCAUUAUCGCCGGUGUCGCCACCGCAGCCGCUACAAGCAAUCAUAAGCGGAGAAGGAGCUGCUCGACCAGAGAGAGCCGGGUAACUGCCGAAUGCCGCCGACAACUCACUCUCCCAAUCGCUCGCUCUACUAUUACAAUACCUAUUGCUAUUACUCGCGCUCCUGCAGACUAUAUUGAUAAGGCCGCUGGUGCCAUCAAUAGCUGCAGCCGCAUCAACAAGAGCAUCCGAGCGGAAAGAGACAGGAACUUCUGCAGCUCUCUAUUCCAGCGGUAGCAGAAGCACUCGAAGCGGCGAAGCCGACAACCAUCCGAUUAGUGGAGAGGACGAUGAAGAAGACAAACUACCUACCAGAACAACAAUAACAACAUAAUGAACAGGGCUGUGAAGGGGCGCGAGGGACAGGAUUUUGGCAAGGCGCAGUCAGACAGACGAACAGACAGACUGCCGAAAAAGCUUGACAGCAGACGAUGUUGCUGCGUAUGCGGACACUGCUUCGGAGAGAAGGUACCGCUCAUCUGGAGCGUACGAGCUUCGAUACGUUCUUUCUCGAACAAUGCCAGGCCUCAAUUUAUUUUGUCCUUAGGUUUUUAUCGCCCAAGGCAGAACAAGUUUACUUUCACAUAAUCGAAGCAGAAUACAUUCUUGUUUCUGUCACGUAGAUUAUUUUUCUCCCUUUCCCUUUCUCCAUAAUUCUACAUGGCGAUAAUCGGUAUUUAGAAUUUGAUCAGAAGAAUAAGUAUUUAAAAUGGCUUAAAAGGCUGUUCAUUUAUUAUUGCAGACUAGUAUGAGGCUUUCGAUCUGUCUGGUCGUUGGGACGAUAAUUGUUAAUAAUAAUUAAUAUUUUAUGACAAUUUGAGCCGCCACGCUUAUUUGAAAGAAAUGCCUGAAAAAGAGCUGUCGAUGCGCACACUACAAGUUUGCGACAAUUUGUUGCUCAAUUUGGUAGUAGUAUAAGAGUUUUUCGAAUAAAAAAAAAUUUAGGCGACGUGUUUGUAUAAAAGAAAUCUAUAAAGUUUAAUUCGAAAUUGAACAUCCGAUUCGUACGUACUCACAGGUAACGUGUGAAGUGAGUUUAGAUUUGAAAAAAGCGAAAGUACCGAGUCAACAGCAUCGACCAUAACGCACGAAAAUGGUUACCCGUGAGGGCAAGGAUUUACUCAAGAACACGAUUCAGUCGGUCGGCUUUCACAACAAGGUGCUCGAGGAACAAGAAAUGUGGAAACAGUGGGAACUGGAGCGGGGACUGACGAUGAUGGUGAGCGACGAUCAUAUUCGAAAAAGAAUAGCUGCCCGUGACGAAGCACGGUCACAUUGCGUUGACCGAAGCAAUCGUCAUUGCGACAAACAAGACACACGCGAGAAGGCGAAAAAUCGAAAGAGACAUAGAAGUCCCAAAAACUCGGUUGGCAACGGUCGAACUAUGGGAAAAACUACAGUUGCCCCUGAGGAUCGUUGGGAUCAUAGCGGAUUUUACGAGCUUGAGUAUGGAAACCACACAUAUGACCAGCGAAAAUCUGAUAAUCAGAGAGCGCCUUGGUCAUCUUCUGAAAGCAAUCAAAGCAUUAGCCAGCCGAUUAAAUACGGACCCAGGCCGCCUCCAUGUCUUCAUACGAAUCCGCAACGUGAAAGAAAACGCAGAAGAAAGAGAAAGCAAAUGCAAUCUCCGAUUCCGUCAUCGUCCACCUCCUCGUACCAGUCAGAUGACAUCGAACAUAACUUGUCUUCCGAUUCAGAAUGCUCGUCUUCUUCUUCAUCCGAGGAUGGUGGUCGAAGGCCCAAGUGCCGACGCUAUGGGCGGUCACGACGAGAAUAUAGGGUCUAUUCUGGCACGAAGCAUCGGCUUGAGCACCGUGGCGAAACGUAUGGGCAGUGCUUAAAGAUUCGGCAAGCACAAAAUCGACGAGCAAGGAGGCGUAAAGAACGACGAAGUACCACCUACUCAAGCAGUUCGGAGAGCGAAAAUACGAGCAAAAGCGAAGCUAGCGGAAGCGAGGACAGCAGUUCAACCGAAUUGUCCAAUAGUGAUGAAUCCUGUUCAUCCGUAGAGAAUGACGACCAAUCGGUUACACGAGGUGAUUCGCACCAUCGUGAUCGACAACGACGUCAGCACUCACCGAUAAAAAGCAGACACCACUCAAAGCGAAGCCGACAUAAAAGAAAAGAGAAGCGCAGAAAUAGGAACAAAAAAAAGAGUCACUUCCAAAAGCACCACUAGCUUGAAGUGACAUUUGGUUGAAGUGCCAUAGAAUGAAGGAUGUUUAUAAUAUGUAAAAAUAUACAUAAUGCGCCUGUUGUGACCUUUUUGGUCUUAAGAAGCCAUUUUUUAGGCUGGUGUAAAACAUGUUUUAGCCAAGCAAGAUAUGAUCGACUGCACGUAAUCCAUGGGUAGAUAGAUUCGCAUAAGCGUGACACAUGAGCACCGGUAUGUUUACGAUAUGAGUUACCUAACUUUUGGUGGUAUCCGAUGUACAAAGUUAAUAAAAUGACAACGUAUAAAUCGCUUUAUACGGUUGAACCCAAUGCAUGUUAAGCAUCGUCUUCUGAAGAUGAGAUGUGCGUUCAUUGUCCUGAAUGCACAAUUAGCAUUAAUAACUACAGCAAUAGCGGAUCAAUUGAUCAAGACUUGUUAGUUAGAUCAAAUAUUGUGCCGUUACUCCAAAACGGGAGUAACAAAAACAUAUUUCUCUACUGCUUUAUUGAAGACAAGGGUAGCUUUAAAUAUUAGCUACUUCAUAUUUACACAUACAGGUUUUCAGUCAGCUAGUUAAUAUUUAAUACAUACACGCACUGCGUAAGUUCUACUUAAAAUUUAGUGUUCACCUUUAUUUCUUUGUUUCAUUAUUAAAUAAUAUCUCACACAUUUGCUCUCUUGUUCACCUCCCAUCGUUUUUCAUGAUCCUGCUUCAUUUCCUAUAAUAUAUGAUUUACGUAGACACACUUUAGCGAAAUUGUAUAUAUGAAAAUCCUUCAUUGUUUUUUUUAGUUCAUCUUUACAAAAAGUGUGUAACUUUUCAACAAAACCCGAACAAUUAUUAUCCGGUUGUUCAUAGCGUACAAAUAUGAAUCUACAGUUUGCACUGACGCUUAUAUCGAGGCAAAAAUUAGUAAUAAAGGAUUAGUAGUAAAUUACUUUCAAAACAGGCCUUGAAAAUAACUUUCGCUGAAUGCAAAUCCAUAUCAUAUCGAAAAAACGCUUUUUCAAUUACUACUGUCACUUCAACCCUUCUAUCUCUGUACAGGUCAACGGUUUUAUCGUAACAGCUCCUUCAAUCAUUAUCAAUUAACAAAUGUGAAUAGCACUCGUUCUCCCUCCCUCUUCUCCCAUUCAGCCCGCGUAUAGAAAAGGCGUUAUCUUUGAGACAGAUCGUUGUUGGCUAUGCUGUGUAGCGAGCAGUUUGUGUCGCUGGACGAAGCCACGGCAAAAUUUAGUUUACCAAACGGGCAUCGCAUAUUAGCGUCGUUAUCAGCGUCGGCGAUGUUCUACCGCCAAUGUUAAGAGGUUUUUGUGUCAACCUUCGCUCUUUCGCUCAGCAAUGCCAUGAAAUCGUACGUCACACUAUCCCUCACUGUUCCAAUUUUCCAUAAUUUUUGUCGGUUCUAAUCCCGCCGCCAGGGUCUUCUAAUGAAUUUUAGUUCUCUGUGCGAUCUAUUAGAGCUACUUUUUUUUUUAAGUUUUUACGCCCUCAUUGUAAGAUCUACUAUGAGAACGAGACCAUAUAUUUGAUUUUCUUUUCUAACAUGUAUCCCUAGCGCAAGUUUGAGGAAUAAGAGUUCUAAAAUCUUUCGGGAAAGUGUUUUCGAGAACGCAUAGUCCCUCCAUGUUCUCCAAAAUAAAAAAAAAAA